AUGGCGGACGCGACGCUGUACCGCGCCGCCGGGCACCCGGAGAAGGCGCGGCUGGUCUUCAACGCGCAGCUGCACCAGCAGCUCAAGAACAUCGCCAAGAACCGCGAGAUCUCGGCCGUGCCGGGGGCCCCCACCAUCUCCAGCAACGGCAGCAUGCGCCCCACGCAGCCCAUGGUGCUCAACGGCGCCGGUCGCUCCACGGAGCUCAACGGCUGGAGCCUGGAGAAGAAGAUGCUGGCGCUGGCCGAGGCGCUGGAUCUGCUGCGCCGCCCCUUCUUCUUCUACCUGGACUUUGGCACGGCCGCGGCGGCCGAAGCGUCCAACGGAGGCAGCGCCGGAGCCUCCGGGGACCGCAAACUCACCUACCACUCGUACUUUAACAAGAUGCUGCCGCUACACGUGGGCCAGACGGUGUUGCUUGACCUGUGGGACUACUUGAUGGAUAUGGUCGACCACGUGCCUGUGCGCAAUCGCUGCCGGGCGCUGUACAUGCAGGCGGCAGUGUAUAUCUGUCGCCGAGUGGAGUUCAUCGAGGGAUACCCGCUGGACGGACAGCAGGUGCAUCUGGACUCGCUCGUGUCGAAGCGGUACAUCCGCUUGCUGGAACGCAGCGUGCGCUUCUGCUCGGUCAAGAUCCGCAAGGUGCGCUUCAUGGCGGAAGAGCACAGAUUCUUCGUAGCUCACGUCUACACGGCGGUGUACUUCCGCUUCCCUUUCGCCACGCCCAAGCUGCUGGAAGCUGUGCUGCAGUGCACGGAAAAACUCGAGGGCGAGACGAACGGUCUUCAAAGUGCAACUAACGGCUUCAGCAAUGGUUCAAAUGGGAAUCUGAAGAAUGGAGCAGGUGCUCGUCCCCCCAAGGCAAAGCGUCGGCAUCGUGGAAGCAUCUCUGGAAGCUUGCGCAGUCCUCGACAGUAUCGCCGCCACUGGAACGAUCUCUCAGAUCGCAUCAGUGGAGUCGACCUGCAGCUCGAGAUCUUCUCGUCUUUCUCGGAGUACAAGUCAAAUCGCGGAACAGAUCGACUGGUGGUGCCUGUGAAGGGUGGCAGCACACCGGGUAUUCCACUCGAUAUGCUGAGAAGGGGCUCCAGCAAUAAAUCCAUCGCGGCGGCCCUCGAAGCUGUAUUCCAAGAAGGAAUGAACCGGGUGGGCGAGGAGCAAGAGGUCACUUUCAUUUACCAGCUCCCUCUGCUUUACAUUGGACACAAGCUGCAAAAUGAUGCGUUCGUGAAGCUAGCUGUGACAACUCAAGACAAGAUCGAAGCCGGCUUGGACCUGUUCGUUGAUCGGGUCCGAUCGCCAGGAAGAGAUGACCUCACGGCUGUGACCUUUGUGGCUGCUGUGCUAAGUGACGUGAGCAGUUGGUGCAAUCAUCGUUACGCAGACGGUCGCAUUUUAUGGCAUUGCGUGCCCGGUUACUUUGCUCUCGUGCGUCUGUACGUGGCAGUUUUCGAGCGCAUGUGUCAGCGUCGGGCGCGCUCUAGUGGAGGUUCGUCGGCUUUGCCCUCCGUUAACCGGAUUCUCUCCAUAAUCGAAGGCAAGAUCAGCGAUCCGUGGGAAGACUACUGGAAUGAUCGCGAGAUUGACACCGUGUUGGACGCGGCAAGCGAGGUGCUGAAGAACGAGGCACUAGUGAAUGUGCUGAUGAAGGUCAUUCUGGAGAGCACCAACAUCCUCGAUCCUACAAGUGUCAACUAUUCUUUUGGAAUUUUGCAACGCAUGCUUGAGAUCGCCUCGAUGGCUGCGAUGCCUGCUGCAACGGAGGCUGGGGCUACCGCCGGGAAGUUUGGAGGUCGCGUGCGCCACUGCUUGGGAGCGGUUUUUGAUGGGGAUUAUUUCCUGAGCAGCAUGCGCAGUGCUCUUCAGUCUUCGCACGUCCAAACGCUGCUGAAAGUCCUCACUUGCAUCUACAACUGUAUCGAUUUACUGCCUACCACUGCUCGUAAGCGGCUUGUGGCGGAGCUCAUUUUGCGCGAGAACUUUUUCCAUUUCUUUUUGCAUUGGAACGAAGAGAUUCGGAAGAUCUUCUGCUACAUGAUUGUGUUCAAGACUUCGGCUUCUAAUCGAUUAGACUUGCCGAGUGCCUCCGACCGAAUUCUGCUUGCCCAGACCCCGUUUUUCGAAGUGGGCCCAGCUUCAAGAUCCAAUGGGUCGACUUUGUCGGCUGCGUCGCCUGCGCUAAGUUACUUGAGUCACCUCAGCGAGCUGGCGCAGGCUAUGUUACGCCCCACUGCUGACAGCGAGAUGGACCAGGCGAAGAAAGCAGCCGUUGGGAGGAAGGCACUUCAGCGUCUUACUAACUGGGAUGCCAGCGCGCGCUUGAGACGUACCCGCAGCGGUGGUGAUGCUGUGUUCCGGGACAGUCUCGUCGACGAAGAACUAUCUGUGGAUCUUUCCAUUGCAAGCAAGCUGGAUGCGAAUUUCAAGAUGAUUGCGGACCAAAUGAACCCUGGCAAAUACCGGCAGAAUAGCUCGGAAGACGGAGAACCCUCUGCGAGACGCUACUUCCCUCGAGAACUGGAGGCCUAUGCUGAGCGCGCGCUUUCACAGUACGUUUUGGUGCUUUGGGAGUACUACGAGGCGGCUUUCGAGAACCCUGCGAAGAUGCCGAUUGCGCCGUCGCUCGAGUUUACGAUUUCAGUGCCAUUCUUCUCCGAUUAA
Phytophthora sojae is the source of this 2661-nucleotide messenger RNA. RefSeq lists its product as hypothetical. The transcript has 5 exons. NCBI's taxonomy places the organism in Eukaryota, Oomycota, Peronosporomycetes, Peronosporales, Peronosporaceae. The coding region runs from base 1 to 2661 and encodes 886 amino acids. The record is from RefSeq and is a predicted model, not a curated record.